GCCUGGCUUAUAGCUGUAUACUGGACAACACUGCACCUGGACUCACUGUUGCUUUAUACUGGACUCCGUAACGGUUACUAAACUUGGAAAGAUGAAGUUGUUAGUUGCUUUUUGUUGCGUGUUGUGGCUGGCUGAUGCGUACCCGUAUCCGUUCCCGUACUAUUAUGGAGCUGAUAUGGAUACAUUAUCUUAUGGCUCAAGCGACAGUUCCCGCGGGGGCAUGGUGCUCAGUCGUUAUUACAACCCUUACUACAACCCCCGCGUCGCGGGGGGCGGCAUGGCAGCUUUCAUGUUCCGGCAGCCCGAGCAGAACCAGCCACCAUCCAGCCAGUACUACUACCCCGACAGGCGUCGACAAGUCCAGCAACCUGAUUUCUACCCCCCGCCCCAGCAGAAUGAAGUCUUCUUCCCCCAGUCGCCGGAGAAACCAAUAACUGAGGCGACAGAAAUCGCUGAUCCAACAGAAAAAACUGAACUAUUUUCCACCACGCCCAGAGUCACCAUCGUACCUGAAAUCUUAGAGCCUGAAGUGGAAGAUGAAGAGCCAGUACAGAAGCCAAAGAAUAGGGUGUCAAAGAAGAAACAAGCUAAAAGGCCGGUAGAUGAUGAAGAUGACGAAGAAUACCAGCCAAGGAUGCCGGCUUCGGCGUAUUUCCCCAUGUUCUUUGGGUGGGGAGGAAGAUCAGCUAACGGUGGUGGGCCAGGUGGCGCCACGGCCAUCGCGAACGCUUACAGCACCGGCCGCGGAGGAGUAGCCACCAGUCAUGCCACAGCCUAUGGCGUGCCACAACAACGGCCGGAACAUAAAUUACAGCCUUAAUUAAGUAUUAUUGUUAUUAUUAGUCAUAUCAUUUUGAAUCUAUGUCAGUUUGUGUAUUUGUAAGCCAAAGUCGCAAAAAACUUUGAAAAAUUUAAAAAGUUGUAAAGCGUAAAAUGAAACGAGCACGCUCAAUAGUAUAAGUACAUAUUUGUUAAACCAAUAAAUAACUGCCAAAUAUUCA
This is a messenger RNA of Plodia interpunctella (Indianmeal moth), 1001 nucleotides long. RefSeq lists its product as uncharacterized. The record is from RefSeq and is a predicted model, not a curated record. The transcript has 2 exons. NCBI's taxonomy places the organism in Eukaryota, Metazoa, Arthropoda, Insecta, Lepidoptera, Pyralidae. The coding region runs from base 92 to 820 and encodes 242 amino acids.